Messenger RNA from Larimichthys crocea (large yellow croaker), 1829 nucleotides. RefSeq names its product Rh50-like protein (gene rh50). Gene Ontology annotation, cellular component: plasma membrane. Gene Ontology annotation, molecular function: ammonium channel activity. The record is from RefSeq and is a predicted model, not a curated record. NCBI's taxonomy places the organism in Eukaryota, Metazoa, Chordata, Actinopteri, Sciaenidae. The transcript has a single exon. Gene Ontology annotation, biological process: ammonium homeostasis; ammonium transmembrane transport. The coding region runs from base 1 to 1443 and encodes 480 amino acids.
AUGAAUAAGUCUACAAGUUUGAAGGUGCGGCUGCCAGUCUUCGUGCUAGUGUUGGAGGUCGUCAUUAUAGCUCUUUAUGCUGCCUUUGUCACCUACGACGACAAUGCCAAUGCUAAGUUUCAAAACAAUGAAACCAACCCAAUGGAGAACUCCGUGUAUCGUGACUACCCCUACUUCGCCGACGUGCAGGUGAUGAUCUUCAUAGGCUUCGGCUGCCUGCUGGCCUUCUUCAGAUUCUACGGCUUCAGUGGAAUGGUCUUCAACUUUCUUACGGCUACAUUUUCAAUCCAGUGGGCGAUCGUGAUACAAGGUUUCUUCCAGUUUAACUACGGCGGGAAGAUUCACCUGGGGGUGAUCAACCUGCUGUAUGCAGAGUUUGCCUGUGCUGUGGUGCUUAUCUCUUUUGGAGCCGUGCUUGGGAAGACGAGUCCUGUUCAGCUCCUGGUCAUGGCUUUGCUGGAGAUCCCGAUCUUUUCUGUGACAGAGUGGGCUGUAUUGAAAUACAUUAGGAUCAAUGAUGCAGGGGGCAGUAUUCUUAUUCACCUGUUUGCCUGCUACUUUGGUCUAGGGGUGACAUUUGUGCUGUACCGGCCGAGUCUGAAUAAAGGACAUGCUAAGGAGAUCACCAGUUAUUCUUCUGACAUCCUCUCUGUAAUGGGAACCCUGUUCCUCUGGGUGUUCUGGCCUUCAUUCAACUCUGCUCUGACCAUUAAGGGUGACGAUCAACACAGAGCAAUACUCCACACUUUUAUAGGUCUAAGCUCGUCCACCAUCACAGCCUUCGCACUCUCUGCAGUGUUCAAUAAGAGAGGUAAGCUCACGAUGGCUGAUAUUCAGAAUGUGACUCUGGCUGGUGGUGUGACUGUCGGGGCUUCUGUGGACAUGAUGAUUUCUCCUGUAGCUGCAUACGCCCUGGGUGUCAUGGGUUGCACUGCCUGUUUCUUUGGCUACAAGUACCUGACACCCUUUAUGGCCCAACGCCUGAGGAUCCAAGACCAGUGUGGUAUUCACAACCUUCACGGGCUUACCGGCCUCAUAUCAUCCAUAGCAGGCAUCUGCGCUAUCAUCCUAGCCACUGAGGAAACCUAUGGGCCCAGCAUGUACCAAAUCUUCUCCCAUCGUGCUCCACCUGAGGAAGAUCCAAAGUUUCUGGAGCUGAAGAAGCUGAUUCCAGAGCUGAAGCCGGGUUUGGGUCGGACCGGGCAGGAACAAGCUCUCUACCAGGUGGCAGCUAUCUUCUCCACCAUUGCAGCAGCUUCAAUUGGCGGGCUGCUCACCGGUUUUGUCAUGAAGCUGUCUUGUAUGGCGUCGCCAUCUGACGAGGACUGCUUUGACGAUGAGCUCUUCUUUGACAUGCCCGCUGACUUUAGCAGCGCGGAAUUUAAGAUGCCCAUGAACCACGAAGAUAAAGAACAAAUGAGCUCUGAGAACACCAAAGUCUGAGCUAUCACACAGAGACAUUCAAAUUUUUAAAUUAUUGUCCUAACAGCAUUACAACAAAAGUUCACAAAGUAAACAGGUGUUUCGCACUUGUUUGCAAGUGUUAAAUAUGUGUGACUUAUUAUGAUACCAGUUGCAGAGAUAAGAUAACUGGGAUUUGAGCCAUUUACCAAGAGCUGUUUAAUGUUGCAGAGUGGAGUCAUGAACGUAAAAUAAGAAAAUACGACAUAUUGAAAUAACGUGUAAUGUAAUAAAUUAUAUUACAUACUUGGAAAUUCCAUUGGAAAUAAAUAAUUAAGAAUACACAGAUGUAUUUUUUAUUCUUCUUAUUAUUUUUAUCAUGCUGUGCACAUUUGAAUAUUCAAGCUAUGCUCUCACAGAUUGAUGCU